CAACAUAUGCCUCAGGACUGCAGCAUGAUAUAGGGCUGCGACCCACAGACCGACAGACCGACAGAUAACCUGCAGGCGGAAAUAAGGGCAGAAGGCAAUGCAUAGUUCGUCCGGCCUUGGCUGUCGUUCGAAACGAUCCGUAGGAGUGAACCUCCCCGUCGGGAUACUUCUCUGGCCGAUCCCAGACCAGGGCGGGUGUCGAAGGUGUUCCAGACCCUGGUGAAGCCGAGUUUGCUUCUUGCGACACUUGAAUAAAAGCGACAACUCGUGAGGCACUGAGAUCCGGUACCUCGAGCGACUUCUCCAGCAGGCUGCCGGGUGGUCUCCCUCACGCCACACCAGACCUCGGCGAUGGGCCGCCAACAUCACAUGGAGGGAAGCAGACCGGGCCAUGAGAAAUGAAUCAGCCAACGAGCUCUCACCACCAGCUGCGCGAGGAGAGGGGCUUACUAUCCAUCCAUGCUGAUGCCUCGCCCAGCUGACACCAUUGCCCUCCCGCAUGUUGCCGAGGCGCUAGGCUCGUCGCAUGUGCCGUCUGGGCAUAGGUAGGUAGCAUGUUCCCACCGGCGGCCAGCCAGCCCCGGCACUCGCGCGCACACCGCCCAUCCGGACACAGCCACCCUUCUUCAGUGGCCUCUUCGAGCAAUCGGCAUGCCGCGCCCGGGAGGGGAGCUGGGCGACGGCCGAGCUCGACUCGGACCCCGUCGGCCGCAAGAAAUAUAGCGCAUGAUUCAGGCAGACAGCCGCUUUUGCCCGUUGCUUUCCAAAAUGCGACGUGCUACGAGCAGUCUCGAACUUGGCCGUUACAUCAGACGCUACGCAACGGCACAUCUGCUGCUGCUGCUAUCCAUCAUCCAUGUCCCAAUUAUGUCACGCGUAACCACAUAUGCGGCCUGGUCUGUGUGGCUAGGUAUUCCCGCUUACUAUGCUGACCUGGCGUCUGGUUGAUAGGAUGGCUCGAAUGUGGACAGGCUUGUUGGUAUGAAUGCAGCCACCCGAUGUCAUCGACGAGCUGUUGGCGAGCAGAUGCUGUGCUAUAGGGUCAGGUUCUAAUCAAUUCCGUUGCCGCCGCAGAGUUGAAUCCUUGUGGCGUGGAACCGUGGCUAUGGUUGGUGGUAGGUUGCACUUGGGAAAUGAAAAAAGAAACACAGAUUCAUAAGCCUCUGUAAUGCCACCAUGGCGAGGCUCAAACUUGCGCCGCGCGCCUACCGAGGGUGUGUACGAAAUAAGAUCAUGACGGCGGCAGUGCUUGUGCUGUUGGGCUAUGUGGAAGGCCUUUUCAGCCGUUGGGGAAUAUGGCGCGGCUAGGACCGUAGUCGAGACCCGAAUGCGCAAGAUCAAUCGCAAUUGAUGUCCGACUGCCAUUGAGGCGCCUCGCUCGUUGAAGUCCAAUUGACGCCCAAUCAUCCAUUUGAGCGGCGCCUGUCACGUGAGAGGGUACCCAAGCCUUUUGUCUCCAUUUUCUUGUGUUCCAUCCCGGACACAGGUUCAGCGGGCGAGGCGGAGGAAGAGGGCUGAACUGGUCAAAGUAAAAUAUUAGAGUCAAUAAUAAUCGUAAGCGCUUAAAGAUAAUAAAGACAAACAGAGGCCUCUCGUGUUUUGGGCGUCGGACAAUUGUGCUGCGACAGUUCCUUGCUGCGUCAAUCUGGCCCGACCCCACGAGACCUCACGGGCGGAAUCUUGGCGACGCAAGGCUGCCUCUUCUGGGUCUGUUUGGAGCCAAGCCGCCGCUGGAACACCUAUUCAUCAACCUCGGAGCGCCUGGUCGACCUUUGAUGCCUUCGACCGAAGACGUCAUAUCCACAAAGAAAUCACGACAAAGUAUCAUUGUCGGAGCAAGUACCGUCCAAGAAAGCGCGGCCUGAGGAGCAUCACCACGAUCACACCUUCCGGCGUCAUCGACACACCACCUUUCCCGCCUUUAUAUCGCUCCAACGUCGAAAAUGAACCUCUCCACAAGUCUUGAGCCCGAUGAGGCUUUGAAUCCGUACCAAACCCCAAGUAACCUCUCGCAACAACCAACGGAACAACGAAAGGAACAAACACCAAACAACCACGUCAUCAUGUUUAACGAGCGUCUAGUCUUUGGAUUCAGACAGAUUGGUGGCCCCCACAUCAUGAACGGUCUGUGGGAGCCAACCACGGCGUCGCAGAAGGAUGUGCAACCAGUGAUCGACAAGGUCAAGAAGCAGCUCGCAAGGCCGGGCGCCCGCCUGAGCCGGCCCGAGGAGGUGCAGACGCUCGGGAUCGAUGGCUGGGUGAUGAUGGGCUCCCAGAUGGGGCUCGUCUACACCUUCAGCGACCAGUACGAGCCCGUGUCGCUCGCCCACGAGAUGGCGACGACGCCGCGGCCCUCGCGCAAGGACAGGGUCGACCUCGCGGGCAGGAUCGCAAACACGGCCCGCUCGUUACACGUACACCAUCAGAUAAACCACCCGGCCCUGCGCUGCGGGAGCUUUGUGUACCUGCGGCACAAGGCCACGGGCAAGUACAACGGCCCAUACCUCUUGGACUGGUCGCAGCGCCCGGCCGGCCCGAGCCUGUACCAGCACCCCGGAUAUGACGACGGCAGCGGGGGGACGAAGCCGGCGGCGCUCUGGGUCGACCAGGCCUACGCGCUCAUCAUGGUGCUGAGUGAGAUCGUCGCGUGGCGGCCUAUGAACGAGCCGCCGCCGGGCAUCGGCGGGAAGGCGCUGCGCGAUGCGAGGGCGCAGCGAGAGACGGAGCUCAAGAAGGGGAACUGGAGCGCGUUCCCGUGGGCCCUCGAGCGGCUCGUUGGCAGGUCUAGCGAGUACCACGAGAAGGCCUCGCACGCAAACGUCAAGUGGUUCUACGACAAGCUCUGCGACGCGAUUUCUUCGCAGCCGCUGGAGGAGGGCAUGGCCUGAUUACUCGUCGUGGAAUUAGCCGAACCUGUAAACCAUACCAUAGCGAAGGCUGGCCGAGCACCAACGGGCAAAGGGCCGCAACCAGACGCUUACUACCGACGAGGCGAGAAAAGCGGGAAGCGUGGAAGCCAAGUUUGCAUCGCCACGCCCGGAACCAAGCUCCUGCCGAUCCGCCCCACUCUCGAAGCGCCGGGGUGCCCCCUUUUCCCCCUCGGCCCCUUGCAUUCUGCAUGACAGCCGGGACGCCAACUGGAUCUGGCGUUGGGAACAGGGUCCUGACUGGACGUGAGUGGUUGGGGUUGCUGGGGCGCCACCACUUUGACCGAAAGAAAACAUUCAAAAAAGCAAAAUGGCCAAACAGAGGGAUGCCAAACUUGAUGAAGUGAAGGGGAUGUGGCUGUACGAGCAAAUGAUAACAGACUCAACGAUUCAAAAGGGAAACAAAAAGAGUGAAAAAUAAAUAAAUGAAUAAACAAUAUCUGAAAUGCCUGA
Gaeumannomyces tritici R3-111a-1 is the source of this 3380-nucleotide messenger RNA. RefSeq lists its product as hypothetical. Lineage: Eukaryota; Fungi; Ascomycota; Sordariomycetes; Magnaporthales; Magnaporthaceae. The record is from RefSeq and is a predicted model, not a curated record. The transcript has a single exon. Bases 1944 to 2888 code for a protein of 314 amino acids.